AUGAACGGAAAUGAGUCUGGAGACAACUCUGACAACAACUCUGACGACAACUCUGACAACAACUCUGACAACAACUCUGACGACAAUUCUGAACGUCCCAAGAAAAGGGCAUUCAAGAAGAUUACAUAUACCAAGAGCUCCAGGGAGGCUCGUGAUGCCGAUGUACCACUGAACGAGAACGCUGUUCCCCGCAAGAUCAACCCAACAAACCUGAUGGUCGACGCUGUUGCAUCUUUGCAUCCAAUGCGCGCAAUGAGGCCUGGUCGGAUUGAGUCGUGUCUUAUUCACAGUCUCAAAGAGUCGUUCCCUUGCAUGAAUGACCAGGACCGUAGCCUCUUAUUGGACCAUCUCCUCGAGACCAUGCAGACGAUGGCAAGAGUCCAUACUAAUUUGCUACGCGAGGGCCUUUUGGUGACCAAUCUCUACAUAGCAAGAACGUUCGGAACAUUCCCAGCAAUUGACGAAGAUCGAGGACGAGUGCAUCGCGACAAAAGAAUGGAACACUUCAACAAUAUCCUAUUGAAGGGUAAACGAGAUUCAUUUUUUCAGCGGCUUUUGAAUCGGUUAAUCAGAUGGGACAGUGACGAUUCCGAUCUCAAGAAGGCUAGUUCACCUGCAUUAAUGGCGUCCGACAAGAUUUUUCAGGAGUAUUUACAGAUCACCUUGCAACGCCAGGCACCACCAUUCCGACUGAAGGAUAGAGACCUCUGUGAAGGCUCCUUCAUGAGCCAGUGUGCGAGAACACUGUCCGAUAUGGUAGGAGGCCAUCUCUACAAGCAUUAAUGCACAAUCCCUCUUGGGCCUCUUCUGAGAACGGGAAGGCCAUUUUGGACUCUAUCGACGAUA
This is a messenger RNA of Gamsiella multidivaricata, 846 nucleotides long. RefSeq lists its product as uncharacterized. The coding region runs from base 1 to 783 and encodes 260 amino acids. The record is from RefSeq and is a predicted model, not a curated record. NCBI's taxonomy places the organism in Eukaryota, Fungi, Mortierellomycota, Mortierellomycetes, Mortierellales, Mortierellaceae. The transcript is spliced from 3 exons.